Molecule: messenger RNA, 1497 nt
Organism: Miscanthus lutarioriparius
Lineage: Eukaryota; Viridiplantae; Streptophyta; Magnoliopsida; Poales; Poaceae
Source: the annotation of a GenBank genome assembly
AUGUGGGCCCUCAAACCUCACGCUUCCCUCCUCUUCGCCUUUUCUUCCUUGCCCCUGCUGUCCUGCUCCUCUCCCUCCCGCGUCCCGCGUACCGCACCAUUUCCAAACCCCACGCCAAAACCCCUCUCCCUCCCGGCCUACCAUUCCCCACCAACGCCACCGCUACCGGUACCGGUUCAUCGCGAGUGCCGAGGAUCGAAAAGGCUCCGCCACCACCGCUGCGUCGCCCACCGUCCCCGCCUCGUGACGUUCGAGAUGCAGAAUGGCAUAACACUUCCAAAGUGCUCCUAUAUGCUUCCAGGCCCCGUUCUCCCACCUCCACCUCUGCCUUCGGUGUUUACAGGAUCACCUAGUCCGCCGGCAUCAGACCCACAGUCUUCAUCGAUUGGGGCCAGUGUUGCCAUUAUUUUCAUUGUCGUAAUUGCCACAAUCACCUUGACUACUUGCGUCGUGCUCCUGCGCCGAGGUUGUCUCCGUCGCCAGGGCCGCUUGUCCAGCUCAUCCCUCUCUUGCUGCAGUUCUGAGUCUGGAAUGCGGUCAGCUGCAUCAGCAGCUGUUGCCUCAGCUGUGUCGUCUGUGGCACAUUCUGCAGAAGUGCCAGUGGAGGGGUCUGAACUGGUAGCAUCCAUGCCUGUCUCUGCUGAGAUGCCAAAGGGUGGGAUGGACACACUGGUGCCAUCGGCGCCGUAUCUUCCAGAGGUGGAGCGUUUGAUAUUGGAGUUGCUCGUGCUACCUGCAGUGCCGAUGAAGCCUGGGAGCGACUGUGCAAUGUGCAAAGAGUUUCUACCUACUGAUGCGCUCUUCAUACUGCCAGCGUGCUCGCACAUGUUCCAUCAGUCAUGCAUCAUCAGCUGGCUACGCCGCACCACACCGUCAUGCUGCCCGUCCUGCCAUGCCUCUAUCACCAUCCCUGCCUCAAACAAGACUAAAGUUGCUCCGACCUUCUGCUCAGUUGAAUACGACAUUGAGUCUCAGAUGCUAAUGCCGACUCCACCUGGCGAGGCAGUAGCAGAGGCUGUUGGAGGAUCUCAUGGGUGGCUGCGCUCUUCCCUGGACAGAUUAUCUGGCAGCUGGAGAGGAUGCUCCAGCAAUCGUGCCACUGCAGCGGUUGUGCCAGUGUCCUCACGGCGCACCACUGGAAGUUGGAGCCAGGGCUCGAGUGGCCGACUCGACAAUGACUCAGAUUGCGCUAAGGUACAGAAGCCGCUGCCAGUUCCAGAUAGUAAGGAGGUGCCAGAGGCUGUCAGGGGCUCUAUCGGGUGGCUGAGAUCUUUGGCCACGCUCUCUGGCAGCUGGAGUGGGUGCUCCAGCAGCUGUUCUUCUGAGAUGGGGUUGCCGGUGACUUCGAGGCAUGUCACAGAGACCCUGGCAUCAAGUGGACACAGCGAAACAGACACAUGGUCCAGGAGGUGGGAUCUUGAGGCUGCUACGCCGACACCCGAGAGGCCAUCGUUGUAUGGCUAUGCCAGAUGGUUCUUCAGAAGCUCAGGCAAGUAA